Messenger RNA from Vicia villosa (hairy vetch), 1452 nucleotides. RefSeq lists its product as uncharacterized. The coding region runs from base 1 to 1452 and encodes 483 amino acids. NCBI's taxonomy places the organism in Eukaryota, Viridiplantae, Streptophyta, Magnoliopsida, Fabales, Fabaceae. The transcript has 2 exons. The record is from RefSeq and is a predicted model, not a curated record. Gene Ontology annotation, molecular function: protein binding.
AUGAAUAGAGUUAAAAAACUCAAGAAUGAGUCAAUUGAGUUGCCAGAUUGUGUUAUAUCUUAUAUCUUUUCCAAGUUAAGUUUGAAGAAUUUGGUGAAAACUAGUGCUUUGUCCAAACAUUGGUAUCACGAAUGGGGAUCAAGGAAGGACCUCACUUUUGAUCUCCAUAAUAUCUUUGACUAUAAUACAGUUCCAGAAUUACCAAUAACCCUUCCACACUUUCAACAACUUCAAUCUCAAUUUGCCGCAAGUUUGGAUACAUUCAUGCAGAAAUAUCCCGGUGACAUGAUCAGUUCAAUUCGAAUAAAUUUUCCAUUAGGUGUCGAUCAUACUUAUGCCAUUGAUGGAUUGAUUCACAAAGGACUUUUUAAGGGUGCCAAUCGUAUUGAACUUCUCAUCGCAAAUAAAACUGAUUAUAAAAUAAAGCCAUACAAAUUCUCAUUUCCUUUCUUGUCUGGCCCUAAUUCUCUCACAUAUCUACACCUACAGAACUGCCAUAUAGCAGCAACUAUGGAAUUUUCUGGAUUAAAAAAUUUGACAACUCUUGUGUUGCAUCUAGUUCCUGUGUCGCAGAAUAUGAUUCAACAUAUGUGUUUUAACUGCAUUCAUCUUGAGAACUUGACUCUUAAUCAAUGUCUGUUCCUAUCUGACUUAAAUAUAACUAGUACAUCAUUGCUUCAUUUGAACAUUAACUGCGGUCGUAUCAGGACAAAAAGGAGGAAUAUUGAUAUCAUUGCAUCAAAUCUCUUAUCCAUUGAAUAUUCUUCAAAGUUUUACAUUCAUAUAUUACACAAUGUGAACAUUAACUCUCAUACGCUAUCCAACAUGACCUACAGAUGCGCUAAAAUAUUUAAUCUUGAGUUUUCUAGACUGACAAAUGUUACAACAAUUGUGUUGGAUGGACUCCGUGAAAAUGGUGAUGUUUUAACUCAUUUGUUUUCAAAAUGUCUCCAACUGGAAGAUGUCUCCAUUAACAUGUGCCGGUUCACGUCUGAUUUGAAAAUUAUCAGUGCAAAGUUGCGUCAUUUGAGCAUAGUUCAUUGUCGCCAUAGGAAUUACCGUUCUUGUAAGAUGGAUAUUCAUGCUCCGAAUCUACUAUCCUUUGAAUAUAGAGGUCACAAGCUCAUGAGGAGUAUAAUCUCUCUCGAGGCUCCAAAGUUAUUGAAGGUUUUUUGGGAUGCAAGAUUUAACAAGAUAAAUAUAUAUAGCUUUGCUACAAUUGCAAGAUUAAAUCAGGUUGAAAAUUUCACGAUGCAUAUGAGCCUUUCACAGAUAUCCAAGUUAAUGGAGGAAUAUAUGGAUCAAUAUCAAAAUCUUAGACAAUUGGAAUUAUUUAUUGCUGGAACAUAUAAUCCCAAUAUAGACUACUUUUGGAUUUUAGAUAAUGUAAUGGCUUCUCAAUAUCGCCAACAACUUUCUGUAACAAUGAGAAUGAGUUAUUCAACCUUUUAG